Molecule: messenger RNA, 2274 nt
Organism: Humulus lupulus (European hop)
Lineage: Eukaryota; Viridiplantae; Streptophyta; Magnoliopsida; Rosales; Cannabaceae
Exons: 3
Coding region: 1-2274 (757 amino acids)
Source: RefSeq, a predicted model, not a curated record
AUGGAUCCAACUUAUCGUAUUUGGGAUCACCAUGGAGAGCAACCCAUUGAUACUCAAGUUGACGAAGUUUCGAAUGAUAUGGAUGUAUUUGAUUUAUACACGACUGCUGCCAUGGAUGAUGUGGACAAUAAUAUAGGUUGUGGAGGUGGUGAAGAUGAUGAAUUUGUUAACGAAGAUCUUCAAAAGAAGUUGGAGGAUGCGGAAACUCCUUUAUAUGAAGGGUGUGAGAAAUACACAAAACUUUCAUCAAUUGUAGGUUUAUAUAGGUUGAAGAAUCUGAAUGGUUGGACAGACAAAAGUUUUACUAGACUAUUAGAACUCCUUUGUGAUAUGUUUCCCAAAAACAAUGUACUUCCUGAUUCCAUGUACUCAGUUAGGAAAUUUUUGAGAAAUUUUGAUUUGAAAUAUGAAAAGAUUGAUGCUUGUAUUAAUGAUUGUUGCUUAUUUAGAAAGGAGAAGGCUAAAAUGGAUGUUUGUCCAAAGUGUAGUGUUUCUAGAUGGAAAGUUGAUAAACACACAAAGAAUGUUAAAGUUGGUGAGGCUGCCAAAGUUUUGAGGUAUUUUCCGAUAAUACCCCGAGUGAAAAGAUUGUUUAGAUCAAAAGAAAUGGCUGAAAACUUAAGGUGGCAUUUCACUCAUAAAAGUAUUGAUGGGAAGAUGCGACAUCCAGUGGAUACACCUGCUUGGGAUUCCAUUAAUGAAAGAUGGCCAGAGUUUAAUCUUGAACCACGCAACCUUAGGCUCGGACUAGCUGCUGAUGGAAUUAACCCCUAUAAAAGUCUAAGCUCCACUUAUAGUUGUUGGCCAGUGAUGCUUGUUAUCUAUAAUUUACCACCUUGGUUGUGCAUGAGGGACGAAAAUACAUUUUUGUCAUUAUUGAUUCCAGGUCGUAAACAACCUGGAAACGAUAUUGAUAUUUAUUUGGAGCCUCUUAUUGAAGACUUAAACAAAUUGUGGAAUAAUGGAGUGCAUACUUAUGAUGCAUUCGACAAAAGCUUCUUCAAUUUGAAGGCAAUGUUGUUGUGGACAAUAAACGAUUUUCCUGCAUAUCGAAAUCUUGCUGGGUGUACAACCAAAGGCAAGACAGCUUGCCCGAUUUGUGGUAAUGAUACAUGUGCAACUAGGCUGAAACAUAGUAAAAAAAUUUCAUACCAAAAUACUAGGAGAUUUCUCCCGUUUGAUCAUCCAUAUCGGUCUAAGAAAGCAUGGUUCAAUGGAGCUACAGAAGAAAGAGGCCCCCCUAAAGUUUUGAGUGGUAGUGAAAUUGUUGAAGAACUAAAUCAAAUUACCAACGAUUUUGGAAAAAAUAUGAAUCCCAAAAAAAGGAGUCGGGAUAAUAAGGUGGAAGGAAUGUGGAAGAAGAAAUCUAUAUUUUUCAAUCUACCAUAUUGGGAGAAAAAAAAUGUGUGUGAUAGUAUUAUUAGCACAUUGUUGGGCUUGAAUGGAAAAUCCAAAGAUCAUCUUAAUGCUCGAUUGGAUUUAAAGGAUUUGGGUAUCAAGAAGGCCUUGCAUCCGGUGGAGAAAGAUGGGAUUAUACGACUUCCAGCAGCAUCUUACACACUUUCUAGAUCAGAGAAGACAAUGUUUUGCCAAAGGUUAUUUGAUUUAAAGUUACCUGAUGGUUAUAGCUCAAACAUUAGUAACUGUGUAGUAGUUGAGGAACGUAAGUUGAUGGGGCUUAAGUCUCAUGAUUUCCAUGUCUUAAUGCAACAAUUGCUGGUAGUGGCCAUUCGAGGAUUGAUGGAGGAUGGUCCAAGAGAGGCAAUUAUAAGACUUAGCAAAUUUUUUAAUGGAUUAUGCCAACAUGUGGUUGACGUAAAAGAAAUCAUAGAAUUGGAAGCAGAAGUAGUUGAAACAAUUUGUAUGUUUGAAAGAUAUUUUCCUCCUUCAUUCUUCGAUUCUAUGGUACAUUUAGUUGUUCACCUUGGACGAGAAGUGUUAUUAUGUGGUCCUGUUCAAUUUCGAUGGAUGUAUUACUUUGAAAGAUAUAUGAAGUUACUUAAAGGGUAUGUGAUGCAACCUACACAUCCCGAAGCAUCUAUUGCUGAAUGUUACCUUGCUGAUGAGUCAAUGCGCUUUUGUGCAUCAUUUUUGAAACAAUCUAAUGACGAAGGUUCCUUCAUUGGACGUAACGAAUAUAAUGAUAGUGAUGUGAUACUUGAAGGUCGUCCACUUCAUCGUGGUGUAACUGUUACACUAAAUGAUAAGGAUCUAGCUAGUGCACAUCGCUAUGUAUUAUUCAAUUUAGCUGUCACAGAGCAAUAUUUAAAGUGA